GUCGCGUUCUCCGCCAUCUUGUUUAAUCUUCAGAAAUUUGUGUGUGGCAUUUUCUACAAAGAAACCAAGAGAACAUGGCGUAUAAAGGACAGAAAGUUCAGAAAGUUAUGGUCCAGCCUAUUGUAUCCUUUUAAAAUCUUUAUAGAGAGAAUUUAGUUAAUGCUAAAGGCAGCAAACCCUUGACGUUCGCUAAGCACGUGCUUUGAGAUCAAGCUUCGUUUGGUAAGCUCACAUAAAACUUGUGGAACUUAAAAGUAGCUGUAGCAAAUAGAUCGCUCAUGAUCUUGAGUUACGUGUUAAGUUUUCAGGAAGUGGGUGGCGAUCAUUCAAAAUUUGAAGUUCAUUUGUUUUGGGAGUUGAAAAAACGAAGGUACGCUACAAACAAGCUAUAAACAUGUUGUCAAACCAACAAUUUGUCAAACCAACUUCUGUUUGUAUGAAAUAAAACAAUAGACCCAGGAAAGCAUAUUACUAGGAAUAAUCAAAGAUUAGCGAGUGAGGAGAGUUCUGAGCUUAAGUUAAGUUGCACUGGGAGGCUAGUAGAGGGAACUUUAAGUAGAAUCAAAGAGGCCCUGCCAGGGUAAAUUCCGACAAGGGACAUGGCCAAAAAAGUAGCGACAGCGCGUAAAAUGAAAUCAUGACAAGAGGCAAUCUCCCUCGGCCAAAUUACGACAGUGACGGGAAAGCCGACAAUAAGCGACAAGCAUUAUAAACACCGACACGAGACAUUUUAAAAUUCAGACGGGAGACAUGGGACCCCCCCUGGCAGGGCCUCAUCAAAGCAAACCCCUUUGAAACCCACAGGGCAAAGUUGGCCGAGGUUCCAUAACCUGUUUCCUUGCUAGCAGAGGUCUCUUUUUACUUUGUAUUCAGUGAAUGAUAGCAGCUUGAAAGUGGCCUGUGCUAGCAGGGAUAUAACAUGUGCAACGAAAUCAUUAUUUUGUGUGGUGCCCUCAACUCUAGAAAAUUGUUGAGUUGAAAGGUGACAAUACUACAGAUAAACACACCUCCACAAAAUAAAAAUGACUGAUGAAUCCUCUCUGAGCAAGGUUUUGUUGACUUCUUUGAAAAAUUUGCUAUGCUCCCAGUGAUCUCGCUUUACUUAUCCUGAUCUUGGUCAUCCUAAGGGAAUGUACCCUUAGGGCUCAUCCACAUGUAGAAAAUGGAAAGAAAACUCUCUGUUUUCAAAAAUAUUCUCUGUGUGGAUGGGGCCUUAGCUGCUUGUUUUUCUUCUUUUUUUAGAAAUUUUUGUUUGCAUCUUUAAUGUUUGUCCUAUUAUUUUGAUGUAAAGCCCUACAGAUGCCUAAUGAACUCUUUGAAAGAGCAGCUUUGUAAAGGUCAUGUAUACAUUUUCCUUAACUUUCUGUUCCACAGAAUUUGAUCUUUCGGUACUUGCAAAAUGUAAGUAUUGUUUAAAUAGUAACUGUUAUUGUAAUAAUUUUUCUAGUUUGUUUACUACAUCUACCAUUACCAUUAAAAUACAGUGUUGAUUUUUAUAGAUUUGCUAACUUCUUAUUAUAAUAGUGAGUUUAUGCAACAGGAUGGCAGAAAGAAGAGGGUGGCAAAAUGCUUGUGUGUGACAAACGUGACAGGCAUGUUACUUAUGUGUUUUGUGGUGAUCUUCACUUAAGUUAGUGUUUUCUGGUCUGUUAGAAAAAGACCCAUUUAAUUAAAGGAAGAUAAACUUCAGCAGAAACGUUUUUCAAACAAAAUUAUUGUCACGCUUGUCACACAAGUUUUACCAUCUUCUUCCCUCUCUCGUCCUGUUUCAUAAGCUCACUAAUAUUAUUUGUUUUCUCAGAGGUCAAGAAUUCAGAUUUGGCUUUAUGAGCAAGUCAACAUGAGGAUUGAAGGCCAUAUCAUUGUGAGUCACUGAACCACUCAAUGGAAUGUAACAGUACUACAGUGGAACCCUGUUAAUGCGACCACUGUUGGGCCAUAAAAUCCUGGUCGUAAUAACGAGGUGGUCGCAUUAACGGGGUCUUCAAAAUAAUAAACUGAGUCAAUUGUUUUUUACGUUUGGUUUGAAAGAAUAUGGCUGUAAUAACGAGGUGGUCUUAUAAACGGGGUGGUCGUAAGGCGAGGUUCGACUGUACCAGUAUAUUUAGGGCCGUUUCCAACAGUCAGAACCAGGCGACUAGAUCAGUAAUUUUGGAAAUGAAAAGCUAGUCUUUUCUCAAAAUUUUUACUUAAACCCAUCACAUCCCUGUUAUACCAUUUUAAGAUAAACUGAACUGGCUGUACAAUCCUGAUUAAUAUUCUGUACUAUUACUAAUACUAUUGAUAUUUAUUUUUUAAUUUAUUAUUUAAUAUUUGCAAUAUUAAUAUUUAUUUUUAAUUUAUUGUCGAAAGUAUUACCAUCUUAUUGCCAUCUUCCAAUUCAAGAGUAAAUAAAGAUUAUUGCAGGGUUGUCAAAAUGCGCCGGCGACCAGCGUUAUCGACGGCUACUUUGAAAGUUUCGCCAGCUAUAAAUUGUUGGAGAAAAGCGUAAACAUGAACGAUUAAAAAAGUUAUAAAAUAGAAAUAGAAAAAGGAAUUGUUUCAAUCGUGCCCAAAUGUUCUUUUUAGUGAUUUUUGAUGUGAUUUCGUAGUAGCCGUAAUAUGAUACCACGAAGGGAAGAAAAAUAGCAUAAGUUUGUUUACAUUGUCUAGCUAUCUUUAAAUAAUCUUUCGCUGAGAAUGAAGAAAGAAAGACACACAAAAGCUUUUGAGCAUCUGUUUUUUGGAAAAUUGUCUGUGUUGACGUUCCAUUUUCUAUUUUAAAACAACUGUAAAACAAACUUAUGGUUUUCACACUCAUCCGGCACGCAUGUGCAUGUGAAAUCGAAUGAAAUGUAAUGCGAUGCGUACUUGUCUUUUAUGAAAUUGGCUGACAAAGAUAGAAAACAUUGGUUUUAAAAUAUUAUCACAGAACCAUUUUCUCAUUCGUUAAAAAUUGUUAUCAGCUUGUCAUGAAAUAUGUCCUGGAUAACACGUCACAUUACAUAAUCACUUCAUCAAAACAACUCUGUGUUGCAAUGAAUCGAAAACGAAUCCUUUUAAGGAUUCGUUAAAAAUGAAUAUGCACUGGAAACGGCAGUUUUGAAACUGAAACAAAAAUGUGUUUAACGUAGUUUGCUGUGAUUAAAAUUUGUCAGAUGUGUAGAACAUCAUUUUAGUUUUUUAUGAAUUGAUGCUGAUGAAAGAGAAGGGUAUGUUACAUGUGCAGACAGGAUUUGUUAUAAUAUACCCACCACAAAAAGUUGUCUGAAACUUCAUUCUUAUAGAGAAAAUCGCCCAUAAGAAAAGCAUUUUGCGGCAUCAAAGUUUGAAUUGCGUAUGUGCCGAUAACGCAAUGCAACUAAAGAAAAUAAUGAUAUGUUAUCAUUAUAAAAAAUCCUACUGUAAAUAGUAAAUGUUAUUGUUGUAAUAAAAAAUAUAUGGAACUAGCAUGUACUAGGACAUAAGAAAAUGGAUUAAUGAUUUUCAUUCAAAAACAGAUACUUCUCUUGUUAACAUUGCUCUCAGCUCAGGAGAGCCAAUUUCAGCAACGUGAAAACCUCAAAUCUGUUUUGCUUCCGGGGGCUUCUCCCCCUGGACCCCUAACGGGCACUUCCCCUGUACCCCGCUGGGGGCCUCUGGAGGCCAGUGGCAGUUACUUUCUCUUAUUCUCCUGCUACUUGAAAUCUUUUUGACAACCCUGGUUAUUGAUUGAUUUGAUUGAUCCUUAACAUUGGACUGGUCUGACCAGCCAGUUCUAACAAAAGGUAGGUGCCCUUAGGUUUCCUCUCAUAGUGCUUUUACGGAAUUGUACAAAACAAAAGACUGUGACAAAAAUGGCAACAUUAUUAUAAUGCCCUUUGUGUUACGUUCUCAUCUAUUUUAUUGAAAUAAAAUUUUUCAUUUGAAUUUUCAUCACUUGUAGGGUUUUGAUGAGUAUAUGAAUCUUGUGUUGGACGAUGCUGAAGAAGUCCAUCUAAAGACCAAAAAGAGAAGACCACUUGGUAUGUUCAUGCAUGAGAUUAGAUACUAUUGAAAAUUAACUGUAAACUGCCAGACAGACUCAGAGAUGUACUGGGUGAGCAGGAAGGUACUUUAUUACAUGAAAUUUUGGCGACACUUUAAUUUUGGGAAUUUAGGGAUUUUUCUUAAAAUGGCUAAAUUAAAAUGCUCCAAAAUUACGUGUUACUAAAAUAAGGUGAGUACAAUAUGUUAUACUACUACAUGAGAAAUUUCUGCAAUUUGAUUGGCUUAGAGCAGUGGUAUUUCAGCUUAAUUUGAAAUACCUACAUGUGAAAAUUACAAACCUUGCGGGUAGUAGUAUAAACAAAUAAUAACAUGAUUUGUAGGUGACCUUUGGCAUAAAUACCACUCGUGAUAUUUCAAAAUUGUCUCAAAUUUCACUCACCUAAUGGCUCGUGAAAUUACAUAUAACAAUUUUGAAAUAUCACUCGUGGUAUUUAUGCCAAAUAUCACUACAAAUCAUGCUAUUACCUAUACAAAUCCAACCAUCUGGUCAGUUUCACACUCAUAUGCUAUUUGAUGGUCAAUUAUGAUGUGUAUCAUUGCUAUAAGUGCUUUAUUACCUUCAUUUCUCUCAAGGCUUAAACUGUGUUUCUAUAGUUUUACAAGUGUCAGUUUCUUUUUAUUAUGUACGAUUUCUAUAUUUUUAUUUUUUUUAACAAAUCACAAUAAUUUUACUGUAGUGUGUGUUCCUGUAGUGUUUCCAUUAUUUGUUUCUUACAUUUUUCUAUAUAAAUAAUUAGCUUCUAAUUAGUAGUAAUACAUUUUGCAUUUUUAAAUGAAGAUAUGAUCAUCGCAAUGGUACUGCAAAUUAACCCGCAAAAAAUUUCGGGACUUCGGCAGCAUUCAACCCAUGGCAUCUGUGUUAGCUCUGCAGUGCUCUAACCAAUUUGGCUGUGAAGACCCAUACACUAGGAGCAGGCCAAUUUGUUGAGUUCAUCUGAACCCGUGUAUAGAAUGAAACAUGAAGAUGAUGUGAACUGCGGAAAUACAAAUUUGAAAAUGAAGAUUUGAUUGGCACAGUGGUAACUUCAAUUUUAGCAAUAUAUUGCAAAUUGAAAUCCGGAAUUUUUUUUUCCGGGAUAAUUUGCAAUUUCUUAAAUUGCAAUAAUUAUUACCACUGUGAUGACCAUAUCUUCAUUUAAAAUUUGUAUUUCUGCAGUAGUUUUUUUUGGGGUGCGUAACCAACAUAAUGUAUAUAAUAAAUUACAAUAAAUAUUUACUGUUCUGGUACAGUGUCCAGGUGAUAUUGUACCUUUUUCAUUUUUAAUCUUUACGCUGAUUUCCAUAUUUUUCCAUUCUUAAAUUUUAGGGAGAAUAUUAUUGAAAGGAGAUAACAUCACCCUUCUCAUGAACACACAACCAAGCUGA
Messenger RNA from Porites lobata, 5373 nucleotides. The record is from the annotation of a GenBank genome assembly. NCBI's taxonomy places the organism in Eukaryota, Metazoa, Cnidaria, Anthozoa, Scleractinia, Poritidae.